Messenger RNA from Endocarpon pusillum Z07020, 705 nucleotides. RefSeq lists its product as uncharacterized. The coding region runs from base 1 to 705 and encodes 234 amino acids. The transcript has 4 exons. Gene Ontology annotation, molecular function: carbonyl reductase (NADPH) activity. NCBI's taxonomy places the organism in Eukaryota, Fungi, Ascomycota, Eurotiomycetes, Verrucariales, Verrucariaceae. The record is from RefSeq and is a predicted model, not a curated record.
AUGUCACAGUCGUUACAGGAGCAGUAUGUAAAUCGUGGAAUCGGGCAUGCAAUAUGCCGGCUGAUUGCAGAGAAUGGCCCGUCCGGAAUAGUCUAUGCCUCCUCACGAGCAGGCGUGGACUUGGCCCUUCAUAGUACUCGAGGAGUCUAUUUUCGAUAUGCCAUACUCGACCUGACCAACCCAUCAAGCAUCGAGCAUCUUGCAUGGAUCAUAAAGGAUGAGCAGGGAGACAUGGAUGUCUUGUUCAAUGUUGCUGGCCUGAACAUCAUGAAGCCCCGGACAGGGUCGAGAGCAUUUGCUGACAAUAAAAAGAUCAUGGAUGUCAACUUCCAUGGCACGCUCCAGAUGUGUCUGGCCUUUCUGCCAAUCAUGAAGCCUGGCAGUCGCAUUCAAUCCGCAAAAGGUAGUCGAGCUGCGCAAGAUGGAUGGCCUGAGAGCGGCUAUUCAGUCAGCAAGGCUUGCAUCAACGCCAUGACCGCCAUCAUGGCCAGAGAACAUGCUGAUAUCCUGGUGAAUGCCUGCUGCCCUGGCUGGGUGUCCACUGAAAUGGGAAAGCAAGUUGGGGCACAACCGCCCAAGUCAGCGAUUGAAGGAGCAAGCAUUCCGCUGCGUUUGGGUUUCGAAGACAUUGGCCAUGUCAGGGGCAGAUAUUGGGCCAAUGACUUUGUUGGAGACACGGACAACGGCCGAGUGCAGAAUUGGUAG